Molecule: messenger RNA, 3000 nt
Organism: Uranotaenia lowii
Lineage: Eukaryota; Metazoa; Arthropoda; Insecta; Diptera; Culicidae
Gene: TfIIEalpha
Product: general transcription factor IIE subunit 1
Exons: 3
Coding region: 1682-2953 (423 amino acids)
Biological process (GO): transcription initiation at RNA polymerase II promoter; transcription open complex formation at RNA polymerase II promoter
Cellular component (GO): transcription factor TFIIE complex
Source: RefSeq, a predicted model, not a curated record
CGUCUGUCGUUCCAGCCGCCAGGCUUCUGGAUUCGUGGCAAUUUAAACAUAUCUCAUCUGCACCACACUGUUGCGCUAUACUUCCUGCGUUAGUUUUGUUAAGAAUUUUGCUCUUGUGAUUGUCAUCCAGCAUGUCCAGCUUUGUCCCGAUGACCAAAAUAGGAAUCUGAAAAUUUUGAAACUAAAAUUUUGUUUCAAGCUUUAAAAAAUUCUAACGAAGCAAGUUCGAGAACAUACCUGUGUAGAGCCGAGAAACUGUUCUGGAUCGAUGUCAAUCGCUUCACCACCUUUAAGCACAUCCUUGCCGUCCUUGUUCAAAAUUUCGACCAACCACCGUUGCAAGUUUUCCUGGCUCUUUUUGUUGGUCAGAUCGUGUACCAAGAUGAUCCCUUGGGUAGGGUGGUAGAAGACGCCGCGGGUAUUUUUAUGACUUAUCGAUCCUCCAACGUCCCAAAGCUCUAUGAAGUAUGUGUUUUGCGAAGGAGUACCCUCUUUGUACUCGUGCAGUUUCACUUCCACCGCACAACCCACGGUCCAUCCGGGUGACGUUAGCGGUUCAUUGUUAGCGAUCAGAUGGGUUAGCGAAGUUUUACCGACACCUGUGAAGGAGUUAUCGAACGGAGAGAUCUUUUUAGAGGUACGUAUAUUUAGUCACUACAGAUAUGGACCCCUCCCAGUCUUAUGUGUCUUAUUCGUCAAAGUACAAAACAAUCAUUUGUAAUGUAAGUAUAUCAAAUUAUACCAUUUUAUAUGCUGAAAAAGGUACUGGUCUCCCAUGAAGUUCGGGAGACUUUGAAACGUAACUUGAGUAUUCCGGUCAUGUGAAACACGAAACUCGUGUUGCAUAAACCAAAACAAUGUAACCGUUGCCUAGUGUCAAUGUGGUACAAAGAUGUGUAUACAGGUUGACCUAGUGUGGGUUAGACUUUUCAGGUAAAUUUAAUGCAAGAGGUACAUAUAUCAAUAACCGUUAUACCUGAAACAUAACCUUUACCUCUCACGUGUACAAAUGUGGAGUAUUCAUAACUUAAUCUGAGUUUUUGACUAUCCUCAAAAAAAAAAUUAACAGGAAAAUGCAAGUCAAGAAUAGGAACAAUAAUAAUUGUAUUACGUGAAAAUUUGAGUUUAUUAAAAUUUUGUAAUGCAAUAUUAUGUUCUGUUGAUAAAUUUACUCAAUAAUAAACACAGUACUGUAAAACCAGUCCAAAAGCAAAAUUGGCAACCCAGUUAAACCGUCAUCGAAGGCAAAAAUUCAUUCCAACGUUCACUUAAACCUGGACAUAGGAGCCCGUAAAUAUUUCAACAUGGCGAUACGCUGUUAAGUCGGACGUUCCUCGGUAGCGGUAGCGAGUUAAUUGCAUUUUUCACCGGUCAAAGUGUCCCGUUGCUUCUGAAAAGUUUACCACCCCGAACAUGAUGUAGAGCGUUACCGGAAUCGCCGACAACCAGGACGCGCACUUUCCCGAUAGCGGACAUUUUUCGCGAAAAAGUUUAUGGAUUACGCCUCAACCUAGCCGCAGAGGAAGGAAAACAACACUGCUUUUUCUGGUUCCGACGGCUGGCAGCCAGCUAGUGACAACGUUUUCUCCGUUUUCUCGCUUGCCGGAGUGAACUCGGAAAGAGCGCGGAACAAAACACCACCAAAGUCAAGUCUGUGGGACUUGCGACAGUUUACCACAAAAUGGGGGAUCAAAGAUAUGUUACGGAAAUACCGAGCAGCUUGAAACAGCUGGCCCGCUUCGUGGUACGUGGAUUUUACUCCAUCGAAGAUGCGCUGGUGGUUGACAUGCUUGUGCGCAACCCCUGCAUGAAGGAGGACGAUAUCUGUGAGUUGCUGAAAUUCGAGCGCAAAAUGCUGCGGGCCCGUAUAUCGGUUCUGAAGAAUGACAAAUUCCUACAAGUGCGGCUCAAAAUGGAAACCGGUCCCGAUGGCAAAGCACAAAAAGUUAACUAUUACUUUAUAAAUUACAAAACAUUUGUUAACGUGGUUAAGUACAAGCUGGAUCACAUGCGCAAGCGCAUGGAGACCGAGGAACGUGAUGCCACUAGUCGCGCCAGCUUCAAGUGUCCUUCUUGUAAUAAGACUUUCACAGAUCUGGAAGCGGAUCAGCUGUUCGAUUUCGCUACCGGGGAAUUUCGCUGUACCUAUUGCGGUAGUCCGGUCGAAGAAGACAGCUCCGCCUUGCCAAAGAAAGAUUCUCGUUUGCUCUUGGCCAAAUUCAACGAGCAGCUGCAGCCGCUUUACGAUUUGCUUCGGCAAGUGGAGGACAUAAAACUUGCACCUGAGAUUUUGGAGCCCGAACCUGUUGACAUCGAUACUAUACGAGGAAUCGCUAAACCUACCAACAGACCAUCAACUGAGCAAUGGUCCGGUGAGGCCACACGGUCUAGUGGAUUUGCUGUGGAAGAAACACGCGUGGAUAUUACGAUUGGAGAUUCCGACGCGGUUGAAACAACUACUCAGAGAAAAGAUCGUCCGGUAUGGAUGACGGAAUCUACCGUUAUCAACAACGAUGCGGACGAAAAUUCGGUUGAAUCAAUACUCGAGAAAGCGGCAUACACAUCAACUCAAUCUCAAGCAUCGUUCAACAACACAAGUGUCAUAUCCUCAGCUCGCAACCGCAAGGAAACCGAUGACAUCAUGUCGGUGUUGCUGCAGCACGAAAAGCAAAGCACGCGUGCCACUACCAAUGAAGCUAUCAAGGGUCUGGGUAUGACCAACGAAAAUACGAGCGAGAGUAGCGACGACGAAAAAGAUAUAGACAACACCGAGAUCCCGACGGUCGAAAUCAUGGACACGGAUUCGGAGGAUGAUGUUCCUUCGGUGACGGUGGCUGGCCGACCUUAUCCGAUUGACGAAAUCACCGAUACGCUGAUUGCCGAUAUGACUCCUCAGGAGAAGGAGACCUACAUUCAAGUGUACCAGGACCAUUUCAGUCAUAUGUACGAUUAAUCGUGUUUUCAUACGUUGAAUGUUGAUUAAAAAAAUGAAUUUAUAAG